AUGCUCGGUAACGGUCGCUGCGAGGCGCUUUGCAUCGACGGGAUUAAGCGGCUCUCCCACAUCCGAGGCAAGAUGCAUAAGAAGGUGUGGAUCGCUGCAGGAGAUAUUAUCCUGGUUGGGCUGCGAGAUUACCAAGACGACAAGGCUGAUGUCAUUCUGAAGUAUCAACCGGACGAGGCGCGCCUUUUGAAGGCGUAUGGAGAAUUGCCGGAUAAUAUCAGGUUGAACGAGGGUAUUGCCGGAGGCAUGGACGAAGAGGGGCCCACCAGUCCUCCUCCCCCCUGGGGAGCUCGCUGGCCAGCAACGCACAGGACCCACCGGUCCUCUUCCCCCCUGGGGAGCUCGCUGGCCAGCACCGCACAGGACCCACCGGUCCUCCUCCCCCCUGGGGAGCUCGCUGGCCAGCACCGCACAAGACCCACCGGUCCUCCUCCCCACUGGGGAUCUCGCUGGCCAGCACCGCAUAGGACCCACCGGUCCUCCUCCCCCCUGGGGAGCUCGCUGGCCAGCACCGCACAGGACCCACCGGCCCUCCUCCCCCCUGGGGAGCUCGCUGGCCAGCACCGCACAGGACCCACCGGUCCUCCUCCCCCCUGGGGAGCUCGCUGGCCAGCACCGCACAGGACCCACCGGUCCUCCUCCCCCCUCAGGAGCUCGCUGGCCAGCACCGCACAGGACCCACCGGUCCUCCUCCCCCCUGAGGAGCUCGCUGGCCAGCACCGCACGGGAGCGCAUGGGGUUGUGCCAAUUGUUUGCCGCAGUCUUUCUUCGCCGAUGGUCUCUCAUGGCGACCCAAAGCUAUGGUAG
Molecule: messenger RNA, 807 nt
Organism: Closterium sp. NIES-65
Lineage: Eukaryota; Viridiplantae; Streptophyta; Zygnematophyceae; Desmidiales; Closteriaceae
Source: the annotation of a GenBank genome assembly